Messenger RNA from Striga hermonthica, 1272 nucleotides. Lineage: Eukaryota; Viridiplantae; Streptophyta; Magnoliopsida; Lamiales; Orobanchaceae. The record is from the annotation of a GenBank genome assembly.
AUGGCUGAUAGUAUGCGGAGAUUAUUGAUUGAGGUCCUAAUGGAGCCUGUAAACGGGGGAGAGUCUUUGUUAGGGAGCAUAAAGAUUGCUGUUCUUCCAAUCGCGAAGGUUUUUGCCAUGUGCUUCUUGGGCUUUCUCAUGGCCUCCAAGUAUGUAAACAUUUUGCCUGCUAAUGGGAGAAAGCUCUUAAAUGGGCUGGUCUUCUCACUUCUGCUCCCUUGUCUCAUUUUUGCUCAACUGGGUCAAGCCAUAACGUACGAAAAAAUGAUCGAAUGGUGGUUCAUUCCUGUCAAUGUUAUUCUAGCCACAAUAUCAGGCUCAAUUAUAGGUUUUCUCGUUGCAUCCAUCGUCCGUCCUCCUUAUCCAUACUUCAAGUUUACAAUUAUACACAUUGGAAUAGGGAAUAUCGGGAAUGUGCCACUUGUCCUGAUUGCGGCAUUGUGUCGAGAUAAUUCCAAUCCUUUUGGCAAUACAUGUUCUCAAGAUGGAACUGCCUACAUCUCAUUUGGCCAAUGGGUUGGUGCAAUUAUUCUGUAUACCUAUGUUUUUCAAAUGCUUGCUCCCCCUCCUGGUGGAUCAUUCGAAGUCGAAGAUGGUAAUCUGCCUAUUAAGAAUCCUCUCGGAAAUAGCACUAAUGCCCUUGAUAGAGAUAGACCUCCUGAGCAAACUCCACUUCUUGCGGUUGAGGAUGUACCUGCCCGUUCAAAUGAAGUGAAGAAAGACAAAGUCAAAUACUUUCUGAAGUAUAUUUAUGAGAAAUUGAAGCUGAAGCAAAUUAUUCAACCUCCAAUUAUUGCCUCUGUCCUUGCAAUAUUUAUAGGAUGCGUUCCUUUUCUGAGGAAAUUAAUCUUCACUCCGGAUUCUCCUCUCUAUUUUUUCACAGAUAGCUGCAUGAUUCUUGGUGAGGCCAUGAUCCCAUGCAUAUUGUUGGCAUUAGGAGGCAACCUUGUGGACGGGCCCGGCCCAGGUAGUGCGAAAAUCGGUGCACGGACAACUGCAGCAAUUGUAUUCGCGCGACUCGUUUUGGUACCUCCGACAGGUCUAGGCAUUGUCACACUGGCAGAUAAGCUCGGGUUCCUGCCUCCGGGUGAUAAGAUGUUCAGAUUUGUGCUUCUUCUUCAGCACACCAUGCCUACUUCCGUGCUUUCAGGUGCCGUUGCAAGUCUACGAGGAUGUGGGAAAGAGGCUGCAUCUGUGUUAUUCUGGGUUCAUAUUUUCGCUGUUUUCUCCAUGGCUGGGUGGAUCAUUCUUUACCUCAACAUACUGUUUUAG